This is a messenger RNA of Lineus longissimus, 2952 nucleotides long. Its product is annotated as UDP-glucuronosyltransferase 2B14-like. Gene Ontology annotation, molecular function: UDP-glycosyltransferase activity. The record is from RefSeq and is a predicted model, not a curated record. NCBI's taxonomy places the organism in Eukaryota, Metazoa, Nemertea, Pilidiophora, Heteronemertea, Lineidae. Bases 827 to 1768 code for a protein of 313 amino acids. The transcript has 2 exons.
AGAUACGUAUCUAGGGCAAAGUCAUAGUGCCAUACAGCGUUUGUCUGACUUUUGGAAACAGGCAUCACAUUAAGUAGUCCCAUCCCUAUUUGUAUAUAUUUCAGGACGUGAGGAGAGGGACCCUGGAAGACACCUCUUAUUUUGUUGAAGUCCAGCAGAACAGUUAAUUUUGGCUUUGUAAAUUUACUGAUACGGUACCAGGAUGAGACUUUUCAUUUUAUGGCUGCUUAUUCCCCUGGCAGCGGCCAGCAAGAUCCUGAUCCUGCCCAACCAGGAGAGCAGUCACAUCCGAGCAAUGGCAACCACAGGUCGUGCCCUUGCCAAGAGAGGGCACCAGGUAACUGUAGCAGUGCUGUACUGCCAAAAACAGGGGCCAGCUGUCAUUGGGAAAAUGGAGCAGCUACUAUGGGGCGAUCCAAAUGAGAAAACAUAUUUCUCAAACAAGCCUGAAACGAGCAAACUGAUGCUAAAACACUAUCGCGAGUCACAAGCAAUAGAGACUAUCCUCUAUACAGUGUUUGAAUGGCCGAGAUCGGUAUGUGAUUAUUUGAUGAAGGACAAGAAACUAUACAACACUGUCAAGGCACUCAAGUUCGACCUGGUCAUAGUCGAUGGCCUACCUAUUACCAGAUGCAACUACUUCUUUGUUCAUAACCUUGGACUACCAUAUAUUUCACAGACGGCAAUCUAUCCCAUUGACAUCAGCUUUUUAUCUCAAUAUUUCAACAAUCCUUUCACAACCAAUUCCCAGUUAUCGUCGCCAGAAAAUUAUCUGCACAAUGAUGUUGGUAAACAGACUUUUCUUAUGUGAACUCAACGUGUUGUAAUGGAAAUUAUAAUACGUAUUCUAAUCCGAUAUCAACAGUACGCACAGUAUGAAAGAUAUAAAACUGACUGGACUGACCGGCCGCUGACAAAAUCCCUUUCACAGCUUGCAGCAGAGAGUCAAUUAUGGCUGAUUGAACAACACCCCGUCUUAGACUUCCCGAGGGCUACAUAUGGCAACAUAAAGUACAUUGGUGGCAUGAAUUAUAAAAAGUCUCAACCACUAACUGGGAAAUAUGCUGAGCUAGCCGACGGAGCAACUGGUGGUUUCAUUGUAGUUUCAUUAGGAGCAGACCUUCUGUUUUUGCCGAAAGACUUAGGUGACAAAAUGGUAGCGGCAUUCAAGAAAUUACCUAACUAUACAUUCAUAUGGGCAACCAAAGGAGAAUUGACCGAAAUGCCUGGAAACGUUUUUAGAACCGACUGGAUUCCACAGAAUGAUUUAAUAGGCCAUAAAAACUGUAAACUUUUAAUCACACAUUGUGGUAACAACGGUCAGUUUGAAGCGGUUGGUAACGGUGUGCCAAUGUUAGGAAUCCCGAUUCAUCGUGACCAGCCACCAAAUGCAUGGCGCAUGAAAGACAAAGGUUUUGGACUAACAGUUCACCUGCUCACUGGAACAGUUGAUGAAAUUGCAGACAAAAUCAAAGAAGUCAUAAUGAACCCUGAAUAUAAGAACAAUGUGAUAAAAGCUAGCAAAAUCUUUCACGACGGUGCCAUGACACCGACAGAAACCGCUGUCUAUUGGGUCGAACAUGUGCUAAAACAUGGUACAGAAUACCUUAAAAGUGACGCAAUGGAUAUGUCCUGGUACCAAGUGCUAGGUUAUGACAUUGUCGCAUUCCUUGUCCUGCUAGUUAUGAUUUUCAUAGCUGUGGUUAAGUUCACUUGUUCACUGAUUAGAAACAAAAUGAAAGGGAACAAGAAAACCAAAAACGACUAGGUAAACAAGAAAGCUAAGGGUAAAUAGGUAUAAGCUGUGCAGAACCAAAGUUAGUAACAGUUUUUGUGAACUGAACUUGAUCCUUUUUUAGGUUCAAACAAGGAAAGUGCCAUACCAAGGAUAGAUUUCUUGGCCAUACCUAUUGUGCCAUAAUGCCAUUCUAUUCACCAAUAACUCAUUGCUUGCAGUUCAUUCUUUUCAUCAUUACCAUCAUAACUUUGCGAUCCCACAUGAUUCCGAACAGUUAACAUAACAUUUCUUUGAGAGUACAAGCCAUGAAACUUUUCUAAAUUUGACCCGAGAGCCCCCACAGGACAAUCGCCAAUUAAGCACAGCACCAGGGGAGUCUCCCUUAUUAUUUCUGUUGUGAUCAAGAAGCUUAAUGUAUAUUUUUAGUUUACUCUUUAUAUCUAUUCUGCUUUUCUGUUCCCACAUAUCAUUUGGUAAAAUCUUUCUGGAUACAAUAUUCUGUACUAGCAUACGCUCUAGAAUUGUCUAAUUGAAAAUUCUAAAACUAUGCGCCUAAGAAACCUUGUUCCUGAACUCAGCGGUUAUGGUUAUGCAGCAACCAUAUCCGCUUUGGUUGGUGCGAAAUUUGAGAGCACCCAAAAAUACAUUUUGUUGUUCAAUUUGUUGUGUUAUAGAAGAAAAAAACAUUUUAACUCCAGCAGUGUUUGGUGAGCCAACCAAUAAGUUCCAGUUCGGUAUCAUUUCCUCAAAUGUAAAGAAGUAUUUGCUCACCUUAGGUAUACUCUCAAUAAGUUGUAGUGAUUUAGUCCACUCUUCUUUCUCCUGAAAUCCGACAAAGAUCAAAUGGUUGUCAACAAUAACUAGUACUGAUAAAGCCUACAAGUACAGAUUUUUUGUUUCAACAACAAUUAUAGAUUAUUCUUUCCGCGUCAUAAUGUACUUUUCUCAUGUUUUGUGCUUCAUUUGGACAUUCAAAUAAUCAAUUUUAUGAUGCAAGUUUUCGAAGUGGUAAACAGUAAGCACAUGAGGGCUGGAUUAACUUUUAUGUAUAUGUAUGCAGGAUGAUAUCAUAUAUUUCUUUUAUAUAUUGCUUAUAUUAUAUAUUGCUUUUGUCACCAUAAAAGAAUAGAUUGAUCUAAAAAUAACCUACUCCUUAAGUCCUCCAUACUCCCCACGAAAAUAGAAUAUUUCAUUCAAGAAAAAAACGGACAUUA